Messenger RNA from Marmota monax (woodchuck), 375 nucleotides. RefSeq names its product family with sequence similarity 237 member B (gene Fam237b). The coding region runs from base 1 to 375 and encodes 124 amino acids. The transcript has a single exon. NCBI's taxonomy places the organism in Eukaryota, Metazoa, Chordata, Mammalia, Rodentia, Sciuridae. The record is from RefSeq and is a predicted model, not a curated record.
AUGGGUUCUGCCACAAGAAGAUGGUUCUACCUACUGGGCUGCAUUAUGCUGAUCAAUCUGGUUAAUGCUGACUUUGAAUUUCAAAAGGGAGUGCUUGCCAGUGUCAGCCCAGGGAUUACAGAAGACAUUGAUCUCCAGUGUUGGAAUGCUUGCUCUUUGACAUUGAUAGAUCUCAAAGAACUCAAGAUAGAGCACAAUGUGGAUGCUUUCUGGAAUUUCAUGUUGUUCUUGCAGAAAUCCCAGCGGCCUGGACGUUAUACUGUCUUCUUAAAUAUAGCUCAGGAUUUUUGGGACAUGUAUAUAGACUGCUUGCUUUCAAGGUCUCAUGGAAUGGGCAGAAGACAGGUGACACCUUCCAAGUAUAAUUUUCCAUAG